This is a messenger RNA of Gadus macrocephalus (Pacific cod), 5714 nucleotides long. RefSeq names its product SEC24 homolog D, COPII coat complex component (gene sec24d). The transcript has 23 exons. The coding region runs from base 205 to 3588 and encodes 1127 amino acids. Gene Ontology annotation, molecular function: zinc ion binding; SNARE binding. NCBI's taxonomy places the organism in Eukaryota, Metazoa, Chordata, Actinopteri, Gadiformes, Gadidae. Gene Ontology annotation, biological process: COPII-coated vesicle cargo loading; intracellular protein transport; endoplasmic reticulum to Golgi vesicle-mediated transport. The record is from RefSeq and is a predicted model, not a curated record. Gene Ontology annotation, cellular component: endoplasmic reticulum exit site; COPII vesicle coat.
CGCGCAGGCGCAGUUCCAUCCCCUCUCCUUUCUCCGUGUGUGACGCGCCGAGCGGCGCCGGUGCGUGUGGCGGAGUUUGACGUGGCACUCUCCAGCAGCAGGGACCCGGACAGAGGAGAAGAGCGCACCCAUCGCCUUUAUUCCAGGUUGCCUGUAGUGGUUCUUCGUGGCAUGAGGAGACAGUGAAAGCCAUCCCUAAGCAACAUGAGUCAACAGGGUUAUGUAGCUGCGCCGCCGUACUCCCAGGCCCAGCCUGGGGCCAUGGGCUAUGGGCCGGGCCCCAACCAGCACACUUAUGGGCACUAUGGGGGCCAGCAACAGGCCUUCUCUCCACCACCACCAGGUGGGAUGAAGUCGCCAGGGUCAAGCCCAGGUGGACCGCCCCCACCGGCACAAAGCCAUUACAAUCCCAACGCCCAGCAGAACGGCUCGCACGCACCGAGUUUCCCAGGUGCCCCAGCUUCCGCGGCGGGCUACGGCGCUCCCCCCCAGACCCAGUACCCUGGCAUGGGCCAGCAGGCUCCGCCUCCCGCAAAGCAGCUCACCAAUCAGAUGGGCGCUAUGAACCUUGGGAACUACGCCCCAGGUCCUAUGCAGAGCCCGCCUCAGGCCAGCCCCGCAGCACCACAGCCGUUCCAGCCCACGUCUCACCCGGGGAUGGGCCCCCAGAUGUCCCCCCACCCGUCGACCCCGGGAGGCAUGCCAAUGACCGGUCCUCCAAUGGCAGGCCACCAAAUGUCUGGUCCACCAAUGGGAGGAUCCCAAAUGCCUGGUCCACCAAUGGGAGGAUCCCAAAUGCCUGGUCCACCAAUGGGAGGAUCCCAAAUGCCUGGUCAGCCAAUGGGAGGAUCCCAAAUGCCUGGUCCACCAAUGGGAGGAUCCCAAAUGACUGGUCCACCAAUGGGAGGAUCCCAAAUGACUGGUCCACCAAUGGCAGGCCAACAAAUGUCUGGUCCACCAAUGGCAGGCCAACAAAUGUCUGGUCCACCAAUGGCAGGCCAACAAAUGUCUGGUCCACCAAUGGCAGGCCAACAAAUGUCUGGUCCACCAAUGGCAGGGAUGGGCGGGCCCUACGCCGGUCCACCUGGCCCAGGAGGGGGGGCCUAUCAGCAGCCGGGCCUGGGACCCAAUAGUCCGUCGGGAUACCCCCAGCAGCAAGGCCAGUUCGGGGGCCAAAUGGCUGGGGGCCAGAUGGCAGGGCCCCAGCCAGGAUUCCCGGGUGCCUUCCCCGGAUCAGCGAUGGCCGGCCCGCCUCAGAAGAAGCUGGACCCUGACUCCAUCCCUAGCCCUACCCAGGUCAUCGAGGACGAUCAGGCCAAGCGAGGAGGACAGGUCUACGCUACCAACGUCAGGGGUCAGGUUCCCCCCUUGGUCACCACCGACUUCACAGUCCAGGACCAAGGUAACGCCAGCCCCCGGUUCAUGCGCUGCACCACCUACACCCUCCCCUGCACCGCCGAGCUGGCCAAACAGUGCCAGGUGCCGUUGGCCACCAUCAUCAAACCCUUCGCCGUCGUGCCAAAGAACGAGACACCUCUUUAUCUAGUGAACCACGGCGAGACCGGGCCCAUCAGGUGCAACCGGUGCAAGGCCUACAUGUGUCCCUACAUGCAGUUCAUCGACGGAGGCCGCCGCUUCCAGUGUGCCUUCUGCAACUGCGUCAACGAAGUGCCCGUGUUCUACUUCCAACACCUGGACCACAUGGGCCGACGGAUGGACUUCUACGAGAGGCCAGAGCUGUCGCUGGGCUCCUACGAGUUCUCAGCCACCUUGGACUACUGCAAGAACAAUAAGCCAGCCAGCGCCCCCGCCUACAUCUUCAUGAUCGACGUGUCCUUCACCAACAUCAAGAGUGGUCUGGUCCGACUGCUGUGUGACGAACUCAAGACUCUGCUGGACAACCUGCCUAGAGAGGAGGGAGCGGAGAGCUCGGCCAUAAAGGUGGGCUUCGUCACCUACAACAAGAUCCUCCAUUUCUACAACGUGAAGAGCGCCCUGGCCCAGCCCCAGAUGAUGGUGGUCUCGGACACGGCUGAGAUGUUCGUGCCCCUGCUGGACGGCUUCCUCGUCAGCUACGCCGAGUCACGAGCCGUCAUCCACAACCUGUUGGAUCAGAUCCCGGACAUGUUCGCGGACACCAACGAGAGUGAGACGGUCUUCGCCCCCGUCAUCCAGGCCGGUGUAGAGGCGCUGAAGGCGGCUGAGUGCAGCGGGAAGCUCUUCAUCUUCCACGCCUCCAUCCCGACCGCUGAGGCACCUGGGAAGUUGAAGAACCGAGACGAUAAGAAGCUGGUCAGCACGGACAAGGAGAAGACGCUGUUCCACCCGGUGAAGGGCGUGUACGAGCAGCUGUCCAAGGACUGUGUGGCUCAGGGCUGCAGCGUGGACCUCUUCCUGUUCCCCAGCCAGUACCUGGACAUCGCCACCAUGGGGGAUGUGCCCGCGCACACCGGGGGCGCCGUCUACAAGUACAGCAACUUCCAGGUGGAGACCGACGGGGAACACUUCUUGAGGGACCUGAGGAAGGAUGUGGAGAAGCCCAUCGGGUUUGACGCCAUCAUGCGCGUCCGCACCAGCACAGGCUUCCGGGCGACGGACUUCUUCGGCGGCGUGUACAUGAACAACACGACGGACGUGGAGCUGGCGGCGGUGGACUGUGACCACGCCAUCACGGUGGAGCUGAAGCACGACGACACGCUCAGCGAGGAGACGGGCGCCUUCAUGCAGUGUGCCUUGCUCUACACCACGGUCGGGGGCCAGAGGCGUCUGCGCGUCCACAACCUCAGUCUGAACUGCAGCUCCCAGCUGAUGGAGCUGUUCAAGAGCUGCGAGACGGACUCGCUCAUCAACUUCUUCGCCAAAACAGCCUACCGUGCCAUCCUGAAGCAGCCACUGAAGAGCGUCCGGGAGAUCCUGGUCAACCAGACCGCCCACAUGCUGGCCUGCUACCGCAAGAACUGUGCCAGCCCCUCUGCCGCCAGCCAGCUGAUCCUGCCCGAGACCAUGAAGGUGUUCCCCGUGUACAUGAACAGCCUGAUGAAGACGGCCCCCCUGGUGGGCAGCACGGAGCUGUCCACGGACGACCGCGCCCACCAGCGGCUGGCCGUCAUGGCCAUGGGCGUGGAGGACACCCAGCUGCUGCUGUACCCCCGCCUCAUCCCACUGCACAACAUGGAGCUGGAGGGCGAGGCGGUGCCGUCGCCGCUGCGCUGCUCCGAGGACCGCCUGUCCGACGGCGGAGCCUUCCUGCUGGAGAACGGCCACGCCCUCUUCCUGUGGCUGGGCCAGGCCUGCCCCCCCGAGCUCAUCCAGGGGCUCUUCAACCUGCCCUCGCUCGCUCACCUGCAGCCCAACACGAAUGUGCUGCCAGAGUUGGACAGCCCCCAGUCCAGGAAGGUCCGGGCCAUCGUCAGCAGCCUGAUGCAGCAGAGACCCAACUCCAUGAAGCUGCAGAUCGUGCGACCCAAGGACAAGCUGGAGGUGCUGUUCCGUCAGUUCCUGGUGGAGGACAAGGGGCUGUACGGCGGCGCCUCCUACAUGGACUUCCUGUGCUACGUCCACCGCGAGAUCAGGACGCUGCUCACCUAACUCCGCCCACCACCCCCGCCACCCCCACCCGUAACCCGGCAACCCCAGGCUGUCCGUCCGUCGUUCGCACAACCCCUGAGUGCGCGCUUGAGUGUGUGUAUGUGUGUGUGUGUCUGUGAGCGAGUGUGUGCGUGUGUUUGUCAGCCUGAGAGUGUGUGUGUGUGUGUGUGUGUGUGUGUGUGUGUGUGUGUGUGUGUGUGUGUGUGUGUGUGUGACUGAGUGUUGACGUCAGGGGACCCCACCUCCACAGGGUCCGUAUCAACGGUUUAGGGUUCAGAAAGGAGCAGACAGACAGCGGGUGUCUGCGGGGUUGGGGCGGGGGGACAAGGGAGCCCUGUUGAUGCUGAGCCUGUGGACUGUGGACUGAAGCUGCCUUGGAAAAAACAAGCUCUGGUUCUUACUGGUUCUAACUGGUUGAACCCCACGGGAACAAGCUCAUUUCUGCUCUGGACUGAGGAACCUUUUAGUCUUGGUUUCCGUCCUGGAGAUUCACAAGGAGGAAGAGGGAGAGGCGGGACCAUCAUAAUGAACCAAUCAUAGCCCACCUCACCCCACCCGGCCGCCCUCCUAGCCAAUCGCCUUGUGCAAUAUAAAGUUAUACUUUGUGAAAGAUUACCAAAAUCUCUCUCUGUCUCUCUCUCUUUGUCUCUCUGUCUCUCUGUCUCUCUAUCUCUCUCUCGCUCUAUCGCUCUAUCGCUCUCUCUCUCUCUCUCUCUCGAACCCUUUAUACAUUUAAAACGGGCAGGUUUGCAAACAAAAAGGGAUAAUUUAAGUUUCCAUUUCUUAUGUUUACAAUUAGUAAGAUUCGCUGUGCCGUUAUUUGUUCCGAAUGAUUCCGAAUGAUAGUAGUACAAAUUAGUUAUUUUGUAAUUCACUACCAAUUAUGAUAUACAUACUUGUAUGAUAUGCUCUAUACAAAUACAUUUCAAAAUCAGAUCACAUUUCCAACCAAAUAGAAAGUAUUUUGCCUUUAAGAAGUAAACUUUACUAUUAAAUCUCUAUUUCAUUAGAUUGUUGAAUGGAAAAGGAAAUAGGUUUCCAGAAUGUAUUUUAGUGUUAAAUCCAAUGCUAUGGAACUAAUUGACGACCCAAAUGUGACUGAAAAAGAUAUUAAUUUGUAUUUCAAAUACUUUUUUUGCGAUAAUAACAUGUUUUUCCUUGGCAACCAGAGGCACACUUAUUUAGAAAAAGUAUUACGAUUUGUUUCGGUUGAAUAUACGUGAGCUAUCGUGCGAAAAGUAGCAACAGAACGCCACAUUGGUUUGCGUUGCAGAGGGCUCCCUCCAUAGGUGAAACAGUGCUACUGCAUGUAGAACCGGGCUGAUUGGGUGCUGAUUAAGCGCUGAUGCGACACACCUGGGGUCCGCUUAUUGAACCUGAAACGAAGUUCAGCCCUGAACUCCUCCAAUGAGAUAAAAACCUUAAACGGAAGAAUCAAGGUGUUUGAUUCUACUUUCUGUUUCACUGUUUUUCCUGAAUAACAGUUAGGUGAGGAUGCUUUCAGGUGAGGGUAGUUUGAUUUUUGUUUUCUGUUCAGGCUCCACUGAGCACCAUUGCUGUAGCAAUGAGUUAUUCUCCCACCAGCUAUAAACCCAAUCACUUAUCAGUGCCAAACUGCCAAACCAUAAUGUAAUAACAACUUUCACCACGCAAUUAUACAUUCCAAUAAUAUAUAUAUAUAUUUUAAUUAUCUCCAACUAAAGCAUUGUGCUAUGUCUUUUACCGUUAGAGGUAUUAAUUAUUAUCCUCCACAUGCUGUUUCUUCUGUCUAAGUGAUAUGACAAGGCAUUUGAUUUAAACAAAGGAAAGCUUAGUUUAACAUGUAGCCUAAUCAAUGAGCUUAUUGGAAAGUUGUCUCCAUGAAGUGUGUAAAAUGUGUGCUAUAUUACCACCAGCCUUAAACGGUAUAAAAACACGGUCCACUAUGGGGUUGUAUGCAAACGUGUCUCAGGUAAAAGUACCUUUACUCUUCUGUACGUCGAAAGGAAGCCCAGCGAUUUCAGUGCAAUUGGAAAGACGGAAUUAAAGAAUAGUGGACUGCUGAGCUGAAUGGUUUGCAAAUGUACAUUUCUAUCAAAUUCCUAUCCAGUUUUUGUUUUUAUUAAAAUCCUGAACAAAAAUAUUGA